AAAACUAAACACGCUCAAAAAGAAGCAUGCAAAAGUGCUCUUUUCAGAUUUAGUAGGUUAGCAUGUCCGCAACUAACGAAUCGAGUGUUUUGGGAGAACCAAACGGCCAACCCGCGGAACCUACGGUCGAUUCUGAGCAACAGUCCAACGAUGUUGAAAAGAUGGCGAUUGAUGAACCAGAACCUGCAGCUGUCAUGGAAUCAGAUGAAGUCGAGGAUAAGUUACUAAACGAAGGCGCGUCGGAGCCGGAAUCGACCCUGCUGGAUGAAGCCGAGCUUCUGGAAGAAACGACAGACAACCCACAAAACGGUUCCCGUCGGCACGAGCAGGACUUGUUCCAGUCACACAGUGUCCACGAGUUGGCGCGAUGCUCGUGGGAUAAGGCGGCCAAACAGAACUACGUCCGGGGAUGUUUGUGGUCUCCGGAUGGCUCCUGCGUGCUGUCGACAGUAAACAACGACGGAAUGCACGUGUUUGAACUACCCACGGAUGUGUACGGAGCGGAGAAGGUGAGCACUGACCGGCCUGUCAAUCUGCUGGAUGCUGCGGUACACGUUCGGGAGAGUACGUUGGUGUACGACUACCAGUGGUACCCAGGAAUGCACAGUUCGGUGCCGGAAACGGCCGUUUGGAUUGCUUCGAGGCAGCACGAACCAAUCCAGAUGUGGGACGCUUACACGGGGAAGCUACGCUGUUCGUACAAGGGAUACAACGCGGUUGAUGAAGUCGAAGCUGCUCUGAGUCUUGCUUGGUCGCUGGACGGGGCGUUCAUCUACGGCGGGUACAAAAAGAGCAUUAAGCUGUUUGACGUGAAGAGUCCCGGGAGAGAGAUAUCCUCAUUCACCACCAAAGUGACAGCUUCCUGCAUGACAGCGUGCGCACCGUUGCCCAACCUGAUGAUCUUCGGAUCGUGGAGUCGUUCAAUAACGGCGCUGGUCACCAACUCGGGUGAUCAGCUCGCGGUGGGUCGAAAUUCGACCGACUGCAGUCACAACGCGGGCGUCACCUGGCUCAAGUUUAUUCCUCGGACGAAUCUGUUCGUGUCCGGAGGUCGCAAAGAUCCGAAGCUAAUGAUGUGGGACAUUCGGCAGAUGACAAAGCCGUACCACGUGCUGAAUCGAGUUUGCGACACGAACCAGCGCAUUUACUUUGACACAUCGCCGUACGGCGAGUGGAUUGUAAGUGGGAACACGGACGGAACGGUGCGAGCGUGGAACCUGCUGGAAGUUGAUACGGCCCACAAAUCGUACCAGCAGCUUAGCUUCCCCCUGCACCGCGACUGCUGCAACGGAGUGUCGUUCCACCCGACCAUGUCGAUCGUGGCCACCGCCAGCGGGCAGUUCCACGCUUCCACGACUUCAUCGGAGGAGGAAGAAAGCGCGUCACCACAACCAACGGAACCGGAAAAUUCCCUCACCCUGUGGUGGAUCGGCAAGACGGGACUUUCGGAAGAGUAACGGGGCGACUUUUGUUUUUCUUCUUUGUCCAAUUAGUUUAAAAUCUUUCUGCGUUUUAAUCAAUAGUAGAAGGGUUAAAUAUUUAUAGUUUUAUGUACAAAAAAUAACAAUAAAAUUAAUAAAGAAUAUUUGUUUUUUCUUUACGA
Messenger RNA from Culex quinquefasciatus (southern house mosquito), 1603 nucleotides. RefSeq names its product telomerase Cajal body protein 1 homolog (gene WDR79). Gene Ontology annotation, cellular component: Cajal body. The record is from RefSeq and is a predicted model, not a curated record. The coding region runs from base 63 to 1457 and encodes 464 amino acids. Gene Ontology annotation, molecular function: protein binding; RNA binding. Gene Ontology annotation, biological process: Cajal body organization. Lineage: Eukaryota; Metazoa; Arthropoda; Insecta; Diptera; Culicidae. The transcript has 2 exons.